Taeniopygia guttata (zebra finch) is the source of this 810-nucleotide messenger RNA. NCBI's taxonomy places the organism in Eukaryota, Metazoa, Chordata, Aves, Passeriformes, Estrildidae. The record is from RefSeq and is a predicted model, not a curated record.
GGCCGCGGUUCCGUGACGCGGAGGGGUGGGACCGCAGCAGCACCGGGAUGAGCGCGGCCGAGGGCCGGCCCCGGUGCCGCUGGGGCGGUGAGGCGGUGCUCCGUGCCCGUGCUGAGGCCGCCGGUUACCGGAGGCUGCUGCGAGCCCGAGCCGCCGAGGUGGAGGCGUUACGGGGGGCGGUGGGCGCGUUACACCGGCAGCUGGAGGGGCUGCGGGACCGGCGGAGCGGGGAGCUGGCCAAGUACCAGGAGCGGGUGGCGGAGCUGGAACGGGAGAUCGGAGCGGCGGAGGCGGAGAUGGCCCGGUGCCUGCGGGAGUACCCGGCGCUGCUGCGGCUGCGGAUGGCGCUGGAGGCGGAGAUCGCCGCGUACCGGUACGCGAGGGGGGCGAGGGGGGCACGGAGGUGGGCGAGGGGCUCAGCCCGGCCCUUCUUUCCCAGGGAGAUGCUGGAGAGCGAGGAGCUCCGCCUGGGCGCCUUGGUCCCGCCGUGACCGGAGCUCUGGAGCCCCGGUCCCACCACCGGAGCCCGGCCCUGCCGUUACCACCGGACCCACGGUCCCGGGAGCGGACCCUCAGCAUCACCACCGGACCCCGGUUGCUCCGCCGGACCCCAGACCCCCACGAUUCCCUGGGACCCUCUGGAGCUCUCUGGACUCACGGAGCCCCGGUCCUUCUGCCCCCCGGUUCCACGGGUGCCCCGGGAGCCCGGGAGGGCAGCGCCCGGGGGGACACACGCUCACCAGCCUCUCCGGGGUGGGGGUCCCGGCCCAGACCCGCGUGGAAGCACCUCAAUAAAGCCCCGUGGCAUCA